Molecule: messenger RNA, 1479 nt
Organism: Bubalus bubalis (water buffalo)
Lineage: Eukaryota; Metazoa; Chordata; Mammalia; Artiodactyla; Bovidae
Gene: SRARP
Product: steroid receptor associated and regulated protein
Exons: 2
Coding region: 497-1099 (200 amino acids)
Biological process (GO): positive regulation of intracellular estrogen receptor signaling pathway
Cellular component (GO): cytoplasm; nucleus
Molecular function (GO): nuclear estrogen receptor binding
Source: RefSeq, a predicted model, not a curated record
UGGACUUCCCGCCAUCCAGAACUCCGUCCACCACCGUCUCCUGGAGUUUGCUGAAAUUUAUGUCCUUUGAGUCAGUGAUGCUCUCUAACCAUCUCAUCCUCUGCCAGUCCCUUCUCUUAGGUGGGACCAAAAAUAAAUAAAUAAAACAGCUAAAAACUGGGAAUGCAGCCAGGCAAUGACUGAGGUUCGGGAAACUGAGACCUGGAAGAGAUGGUUCCCAGCCUCGUCCCAGGGGAGGAAGCUGCUGAGCUUGGAAGAAACUGUGUGUUUGGUAGAAGGCCUGCCUCCCAGCCACCGGACUGCAAUCCUGUUGACAUAAACCCGUCGAUCAAAGCAAUCCCCCAACUGCUCCAGGCCAGUUCCUGUGGCUCCUGGUGGAAUUCACUCAGCAGAUCCGGAUCUGGUAAAUAUAAAAGGUCUGGUCCUUGGGUGCGGACCCGCAUUCUGGACAAGGCUGCUGAAAACAGCUUCCUCUGCCAGUGCUGAGCCAGGCACCAUGGCAGCAGUCACGGCCCCCUCAGAAGACACCAGAGACCCGAGUGCCCACCCCGGGGGCCUUGAGACGAACCUGGAGACCAGCUCAGAAAAAUUCCCGGCUGAGUGGACGAACACGCGAACCACUGGAGCCGGCCCCGUGCUGCGCCAGCACGAACCUCCAGCCCUCUGCUCCCUUCCAAGUGGAAGGCCGGCGCGCCGGCAGAAGGCCGUCCCCGGAGCCCACCUGACCUUCGUCAUCGACUGUGCGCGAGGGAAGCAGAUCUCCCUGGCAGCACCCCCAGGGCCACCCCGCACCCCUGGUCCCAACCCGGGACCUGCCGUCCCUCUGAUGAAGACCUACAUCUUGUUAUGCGGAGAAAAGCAGUCCCCCAACCUGACUCCGGAGGCUCCGCUAGGUGGGGGGGGCCUUGCCCAGGCCGGGGGGCCUUGCCGAGGGACUACGGCCCCAGCUUCCCCCCCAGCCAGCCCCGAAGGCCUUGCGGAGGCUCCUGAAGCCAAGGGGAGCCCCGUGAAGGCCGUGUCCUCGAGGUCCUCCGCGUGGGGAACGGUCAUCGGCUCCCUCAAGGCCCUCUCCUCCUGCGUCUGCGCACAGGCUGAUUGACUGCAGGAGCCUGGCCCUGGCGGAGAGGGUCAGGGGUCCGUGCACGAUUCCCAGCGUCCACUCCCGCUUCCCCAGCUGAGCAGAAGGCUUUUGUACCUGAGCCAGGGAAGGAGAGUUAGAUCCUAAAGGACAUCUGAAACAGCACCAAGUAUCCUCCUUCCUUCCUCUGCAUCUUUGCUAGCCUUUCAGCGGCAGCAGGAUAAGGCGCCGCCACGUAGAAUGAGGCUGACUCAGUCACACAGCACACUCUAACACAGCAUCUCCCAACUGCCAGCUCUGCACAGCGCUGGAAAAGACACUGCAGCUUUCUUGGAGUUUGUAAGCUUGAGGGUGGGGGAGAAAGGUUAAACAACCGAAUAAAGACUAUCCGAACAGUGUAA